This is a messenger RNA of Drechmeria coniospora, 1299 nucleotides long. RefSeq names its product eukaryotic translation initiation factor 3 subunit M. Gene Ontology annotation, biological process: cytoplasmic translational initiation. The transcript is spliced from 2 exons. Gene Ontology annotation, molecular function: translation initiation factor activity. Gene Ontology annotation, cellular component: cytoplasm; eukaryotic translation initiation factor 3 complex. NCBI's taxonomy places the organism in Eukaryota, Fungi, Ascomycota, Sordariomycetes, Hypocreales, Ophiocordycipitaceae. The coding region runs from base 1 to 1299 and encodes 432 amino acids. The record is from RefSeq and is a predicted model, not a curated record.
AUGGCAGCCACCAAGAGCAAUGGCCAGCCCCAGCUGCUCUUCGUCGAUGGUUCCUUCGAGGAGCUCGCCAGGGAAAUGGCCGACUAUCUGAAGGCCGAGGAGGCAAAGCAGCUGCUGACCAAGGAGGAUGCACCUAAGGAAGAGGUCCUGUCGAAGCUGGUUGCUGCCUCGCAAGCCCUCAACACCGUGGCCGAAAAGGAGUACACGGCCGCGUCGAAUCUCAUGAUCCAUCUCGUUUUGCAGUCCGCCGACCCGAAGAAGUAUCUGCCAACGCUCUGCAGUACCUUCUCCAAACCUCUCGCCAACUCGCCCGUCCACGGUCAGAGCCUGUCGCUCAACGCGCUAACGACGGUCUUCAACCUGCUCGAGCAGGAGGAUCCCAUUCGGGCACGCGUUUUCCGGGAGAUUCUCAAGUUCUUGAAGGCGCAUAGCAUGUUCGACAAUCUGCGGCCAUACCUAGACAAGCUGCCCGAGUGGAUGGAGUCGUGGGGUUGUGACGAGGAGAUUGAGCGCAAGCUGUACGAAGAGGUUGCCGAAGCCGCCCUGGAAGGUGGCGACGAAGAUAUCUGCUACGAGUUCAUCCUCAAAGCUCUCCGAACAUUCGACGCUGAUGAGAAGGACGAAAUCACGUCGGAGGAUGCCCAGAGGUUAUCGCUCCGCGCCAUCAGGAUGGCCAUUCUCUCCAACUCCCACUUCCUCUUCCAAGAUAUUCGCGCCAUCCCCAGCGUCCAGGCUCUCAGCGACUCGCACCCAAUCUUCUCUCAGCUCUUGAACAUCUUUGCCGAGCAAGACCUCGAGGACUACAACGACUUCAACGAGGAGCACGAGGGCUGGGUAGAGAAGCAGAAGCUCGACCACGAGAAGAUGCACCGCAAGAUGCGGCUCCUCACCUUUGCCAGCCUCGCGGCCGCGACGCCGAGCCGCGAGAUCGAGUAUUCCAAAAUCGUCAAGGCGCUUCAAAUUCCGGCCGAAGACAUCGAGAUGUGGGCGAUUGAUGUUAUCCGAGCCGGUCUCGUCGAGGGCAAGCUGUCUCAACAGCGCAACAUGUUCCUCGUCCACAAAGUCACGUACCGCGUCUUCGGCCAGAAGCAGUACCAAGAGCUGUCGACCCGGGUGGAUCACUGGAGGACAACGUUGCAGAACGUGCUGGGGGUCCUGCGCCAAGAGCAGAGCAACGCAAAGUCGCAGAAGGAGCGCGAGAUUCAGGAUUUGGAACGGAAGAUGAACAACGCCGGCAUGGGCGGUGGCCCUCGACGACAGCAACAACAGCAGCGUGAAAGGACGGACAAUGACGACUAA